GUUUUUGAGUAAUGUUGUCCACAGACAGACAGACACGACCGAAAACAUUACCUCCUUCACAGAGGUAAUGAUGAUGAUAAUAAAUAUCUGACACUGACCUCACGUCUGUCUCAUAUAUUAACCUGUGGACCUAAAAACAGACCUAUUUUCUACAGAAUUCWUCUAAUCUCCAUUUUGUUUUUCCUGGAAUAAAAAUCCACAUCUGUUGCAACCGUGAUGUAUGGAGCUACAUCGAGCUCCAUAGUGAUGAAAGACAGACUGAAUCCUGUCAUCAACCGGUCCAGUGAAACGCUACAUGCUACAUGCUACAAACAAACCUGGCUGUGUAUUUAGCUCAGGUAAAACAGAGGCCCCGCCCCCACACUGACAUCACCUGGAGCGAUGGCUCUGAUCUCCCUUGAAGACCUGGAAGGACUGGACGAGCAGCUGGACGAUGACAUCAGCGACAACCCUGAGCCAAUGGAUGAGGASGACGGAGAGCGGCUGCUGAGUCACUGGCAGGCCGUCGCCAGCACCCACCAGGUGUCAGUUGCUCCAGAAAUGAUAGGACCCAUCCAGGAAAUGACCCGCAACAGCCAGCAGAGGGAGCCCGUCCCCUUCGUCCAGGUGUCUCGCCACGAGAAUAUGGGGGAGGUUCUGUACGAGGAGCGGCUCUGCCCGGCAGGUAACUGGGUCUGCGUGACCCGAGGAGAGAAGCUGUACGAGCAGAGCAUCUCCAUGGCCUUCAUGAAGCUCAUGCGCUUCAUCUGUAAAGAGAACUCUGCAGGUAGAUACCUGGGUAUGACGGUACCUGUGGUCAGCAGCAUCCAGGUGGACGACGAGGGGACGUUUGAGAAGAGCGUGGAGACGGCGUUCUACCUGCCCGCAGAGUUCCAGAGCAGCCCCCCGCAGUCCUCGGACCCUGACAUCAGCGUGGUCCACAGAGAGCCAAUCAGAGUGCUCGCCAGGACGUUCUUUGGGACCACCACGGAGGAGACGGUGGGCCGGCAGAUCCGCCUCCUCUGGGAGCUCCUGGACCCGGGGGACCACUUCCACCGAGACCGCUAYAUGGUGGCUGUGUACGACAACCCUGGAGCGCCGCGGCGCCGCAACGAGAUCUGGUUCAUCCGCAGAGACCCGUAGCCUCCGCCCACCUGCUAGGCUCCUCCCACUUUGAUGGACCAAUCAGAGCAUGCUCCUGAUCCUUUCACUGUACAGGAAGUCACCUGUGCCACACGAAGCAGCUCCGUUACCCAGGUGACCUCACGUUGUCUUGUGUAGUACUGUGUCGUGUGUUGUAGUACUGCGCAUGCUCAGGUGUGAAUGGAGGCUCCGCCCCCUCACUCAUCAUAAUCUGUGUUUAAUGACAGAAACAGGAUUCUCAAGUUUUACAGGAAUUUUUCUACCAUGUUUUUAUGUCAAACUGUGUCUCCUUCAAAAUAAAAUGAUUUUAACUGAAA
Molecule: messenger RNA, 1439 nt
Organism: Austrofundulus limnaeus
Lineage: Eukaryota; Metazoa; Chordata; Actinopteri; Cyprinodontiformes; Rivulidae
Gene: soul4
Product: heme-binding protein soul4
Molecular function (GO): heme binding
Source: RefSeq, a predicted model, not a curated record